Molecule: messenger RNA, 16279 nt
Organism: Coregonus sp. 'balchen'
Lineage: Eukaryota; Metazoa; Chordata; Actinopteri; Salmoniformes; Salmonidae
Source: the annotation of a GenBank genome assembly
CGGAAGUACUUUUUUAGUGUUGCAGACGAGACGCAGCUCGCAUAAAUUAGUAUUUGGAGAUCAUUUGAAAAUAUUUCAUAUUUAUUUUGACUUUGGAUACGAACCUUAGUUCAUGGUGGUGCCAAUAAAAUGCUUAAGUGUCAUGGUUUACAUAACUCCAUUAACAGUCGUCAAUCUGGUACUUUUCGUUAAUGGAAAGCACUCUUACCUAGUUUAGUGGAGUUAACGUCGUUAGUUAUCUGGAAAGUUACUUGUCCAGUUAGCUAGAGAUAGAUAGCUAACGUUAGCUAAAUGCGUCUGUAUGCUAACGUUAGCUGGAUUUGAUAGCUAGCUAAAAGACAGUAAGUAGCUAGUUAGCUGGGUAUGUCGUGUAUAUUUUGACCAUGGCGUUAGCCAGUAACUAAGGGCUAGCCUAGCUAGAAGGAAUUAUCGGAUACUAACGCUAGCUAGCAGGGACUUUUGUAGUUUUACUAGCUAGCUAAAUUGCUUUUCCCUGUGGGUUUAAUCUCUCCCUGCCGGGAGAAUGGAGGGUACCGAUGACGACGUGCCCCUCAUCCUGACCUGGGAUGAUGCGAACAGCGGUCUGUUGAGCGAGGAGACAGAGAGGCAAGACGAGAGUAAGUUUUUGUUGACAUCCCCAUUUUACUGCGUACUAGGUGGCUAGCUAGGGUAGCUGACCCAGCUAACUAGAUAACAAGAGUGACUGCAGCCAAUGACAGUGAAAUUGCAUUUAGUACAGCAUCUUCAUAAUGGCUAUCAUACUUUUUAGGUUUUGUCUUUGAUCGGUUUGUAAUUUUUGUGGAGUCUCAUCAUAAUGAUGAUCAUUAGCUAACUUGCUAACGUUAGGCCCUCUAAUUCUAUUAUGUUCUUUCUAAUGUUCAGCAUAGAUCAGAUUAGGCCUGCGGAAAAAAAUAUGAGCUAUCAGAGCGUUAUUGUUUUGGUGACCUGUCCUGUUUGGGGUUUGUUGGUUGUUUAUUGACAUUGAUAACUCAAUUAUCAUGAUGACUCAAUAAGUGUUUACACAUGUCCUGAACUUUCUGAAUUUUAAGGACUUUUCAUUACUUCACUAUUCUUUGUUUACUGGUCGAGUAGGUUAUGAUUAAUAGGUUAUGAGUGAAUGAGGGACUAUGAAAAUCUGUUUUUAAGUUACUCAAACUAGAAUGAUCAGCUUUAGGAAUUAAUGUUAAGAUUUUCUGCAUUUCUCUAAACCGUGCAAAAAAACAGGCUAUAUAAUCUGUUCAAGAGAUGUAUCAAUUGAUCACGUGAUACCUUUUCUUACGUUGACAUGGUUGAUGAAAAAGUGGUAAUACACCAAACAACUUCCGCAAAGAACCACUGCCAAAUGAAUCUAAUGGGGGGGGGGGGGGGAAUGAAUGACUGAACAAAGGAGUACAGAAACAAAUGCAUAUUCUACUUUAACAGCCACUGUAGUUGAAGAUAAAAGAGGCUGUAACCCUUCCAUAGAGACUCACCAGAGAGGCAGCUGAGGUUAGGAUUUGGCUGAGGGAGGUUUUGUUGUUAGCGGGUACGGUAGUUGGGGAGGUUCUGCUGAUUGUCGUCAGAGCAGAUAAAUGCAGCGCUGGCUCACUGCUCUUUCGCUUUAAAUUAAAAGAGAGAGGUUUCCCCAUAACCCAGAGAUCACGUGUGUGUUUGUGUGUGUAGUGUGUCUCCACUUCAGUAAUCCUGUAGCCUUUGUACCUCUCACACACACACACUGCAAACUACCUCUCACAUACAUGCUGGAAACUGCAGCCUCAGCAGAGAUGCAGAAACCUCUGUGUGAGUGGCCCCCCUGCACCGCGCUGCCCCCCACCCGAAGCACACGCAGGGCAGUGUGUGUCUUUCUAAGGCCCCCCGGCCCUCUCUGGUUCUGUGGGUCAGAGUGUGUGUGUGUGAGUUCUCGGUUUCCCCUCCUUUGGAAGUGGACAGGAAAAGGACGGGUGUUUUUCCAGGAUAUCUGGAGUGGGCAGAGCGGUGACUUCCCUGAGACCUGGGAGAAGAAGUGGAGGAGAAGAUUAUUCCACAGGCGGUGGAGAGCAGGACACAGCAAAGGAAGGCCUGCUCUAAAACACACAGCCUGGAGCAGACCUUCACUCAGGCUCUGGCUCACGACAGGACAUGAUUCAGCUGCUUCUUGUGAUUUAGCCUAGUUGGAGGAGCCACCGUGGAGGAAAGAGGAUUUCUGUAGUAUUUUCCUGUUAGCCCGGAGGACUGACCAGGACUGUCCUGUGUGUGUUUGUAUGGGCCUGGGGAGACACAGGCAGGCACGGGGCCUGACCUCAGUGCGUUGUUGACAGGAGUUCCAACAUUUUAUUGUUCUGAAAAACAAACGAGUGGCUGGGACUUUACCCACAGACACAGUGCUGUCAGGACAACAGCAUAUACUAGGUCACUUCAGAGGCCUGAGAGAACAGGAGCCUCAUCAGGAUUAUCACUAAACUGGAGUUUGAUCUCUACACAGCAGCAGACUGACCUCAGAACACGCUACUGUCACAGCACCAGCAGAGGCCUCCAUGUGCAGGAUCCGGCUGACUGCCUGAUGGACAGCUGGCUGGCAUAAUCUCAGUGAGCCCUGCCUACUUGACACUCAGAUCCAGUGAUCACAGAUGUCCGUCUGUAAUUCCUAAGGAGAGGACGGAGACACAUCUACUACGCAUCUACUAAGAUUUUAUUUUUACUGCUUGAUUUUAUGAGGAACUUUUGAUAAUCUGUUUAUAGAUUUGUCUUUUUUUUAAGGGUCAGUGGUUAACUGGAUGUAUAUUAUCUUUAGCAAGUAUGAUUUAUAGUUGGAUUAAAACAUGAGUUGGGUUGAUUUAAGGAUUAUAUCUAUCAUGGUGUCAGACUGAAGUCAUAUUGUAAGUACUUAGGGGAAGUUGAAGACCGUAGCUUAGUUUCUCCUCAGCCUGCUAAGGCUCCAUACAGCCAGACCAGCCAUCACACUGAUCUAACCAGGACCUUCUUCAUUCUCAGUCUGGUGUCUCUCACCAUCAGGAGGUGACCUCACUUCCUGUCUAUAACUUGAAGGACAUUCCUCAAGCUAACGUUGGUGAAGAGCGGCGUUGUGGGUGGUAAAAAGGAGCCGUGUGCACAGAGAGCAGCGCUGAGGUCAAAGGCGAAACUGCACUGAGUAGAGGGAGGAAGCCCAGAGAGGAAGGGAGAGAGGAAGAGGGAAAGAGAUAAGCUGUACCUCCAGAGAGUGUGACUGCAGUCUGGACUCCCCUGUCUCCCAGGCUGAGGCCAGGGUGAGAGGCUGUGGGAUCCUACCCUAGCCCUUUGACUGGAGAGACACACUCUGGAUGGUUCAUCUGUUCACCAGCUGUCAUCGGACGCUCCAGCAACAUCUUGUUUUUAUUGAAUGGUUUGUUGCUGGGACACAGGAAAAACCUGUCUCUAAGAACACAGGGAGAAACACCAGCUCUGCAUGUGUCUGGCCCUGUGUGUUUUGUGAAGACUUCAGGAUCAGUUUCUAAACUGUGGAGGACCUCUCUGUCUGGGGAUCCCUGUGGGGAUUCUUUUUUUACAUUGUCUCUCUGGCGGGCAUCCAUGUGCAGUGGCAUGUUAGCCCCUGUGUGUCCUUGGAGGCGUGCGAACGCUGGACCUGUGGACUGUGAAUGACACACACACAUACACACACACACCCACUGCUUUAGGGGACCACGUCCAAACACACACACCCAAACACACACUCACAGUCCUGGACCUCUGGAGGCCAGCAGAGCCAUGGAGUGUUUGGCCGUGCAGGUGGAGACUGCUGGUAUCCAUGACAACAUUGUAGAGUUGACCCUGGAGGAGAGUCCAGCCCUCAUCUCCUCAUUCUGCAGCGAGCUAGAGCUAGACUGCAUGGGUAUGUGUGUGUGUGUGUGUGUGUGUGUGUGUGUGUGUACAUGUUUCACUAUACUUGUGAGUACCAGAAGCCCUCACAACAAUACUAAACCAACUAAAAUUCAGUGAAGUGAGGACAUUUUGCCAGUCCCCACUUGUAAAAGGCUAUUUUAGGUUAGGGUUAGGGAAAAUAGGAUUUUGAAUGGGAAUCAAUUCUUAGUCCCAAAAAAGUCUGUGGGGGGGGAUAUGUCGUGAAAAUGCAGGACAGUGAAGGAAACCACUAAAUCACUCUGUCAGGUUUUGGAGGCUCUUUACACAUUUUUAUUAAUAAUGUUUUUUUUCUUCUACUGUGUAGAUGGAGGAGGGGGGUAUGACAUAGUGAAUAACCAGGUGAUACCAACACCGGGGCCACCACCGAACUACAGAUCACACAAUGCCUCACUUCGACAAAGCUGGGAGAUGAACUACCAGGAAGCAGCCAUCUAUCUACAGGUACCCCCCCCCCUCCACACAAACACACACACAGUACUUACUUGGUAUUUACUUUAAAUUUAGAUAGUAAUGAUUAGCUACAUUAUAAUGUUACGGGGUAGUUAUACACUCACCGGACAGUUUAUUAGGUACACACAUCUAGUAUCGGGUCGGAACCCCCUUUGCCUCCAGAACAGCCUGAAUUCUUCGGGGCAUUCUGCAAGGUUUCAGAAACGUUCCACAGGGAUGUUGUACAUGUUGACGCGAUGGCAUCACGCAGUUGCAGCAGAUUGGACGGCGGUAAAUUCAUGCUGCGAACAGCCCGUUCCAUCUCAUCCCAAAGAUCUGUUGGGUUGAUGUCUGGGGACUGCGCAAGCCACUCAAGUAAACUGAACUUGCUGUCAUGUUCCAGGCAAUCUUUUUCCACUCCUCAAUUGUCCAGUGUUGGUGACUGGCGCCGCUUCUUCUUGUUUUUAGCUCAUAGCCAUUCUCCUUCGAUCUCUCUCAUCAAGGAGCUGACUGGAUGCCGCUGACUGGAUGUUUUUUGUUUGUCGCACCAUUUGCGGUAAACUCUAGAUACUGUCAUGUGUGAAAAGCCCAGGAGGCGGCCGUUUCUGAGGUACUAGAUUCGGCCUGCCUGGCACCACGCUCAUAGUCGCUUAGGUCACUCGUUUUGCCCAUUCUAACGUUGAAACGAACAGUAACGGGAUGCCUGUCUGCCUGCUUUAUAUAGGAAGCCACGUGACUCACUGUCUGUAGCAGCGAUCCAUUUUGUACCUAAUAAACUGGCCAGUGAGUGUAAGUUGUUCAUAACCUCUAACUACCUGGUGACUUUCUUAUAGCUGACUGUAAGAAAUCCUAGCUAUGGAGGGUCAGCAUCAUGUGACAGGUAGAUCAUGUGAGUUUGAGUGCUAAACCCUUAAGGGCCUAGGCUAAACAUACUUUUUUUUGGUAGCUACAGGUAAAGCUCAUGUGAAUGGUAGAGAGCUGUAGAACAAAUGUAUCAUAUUUUCACACUUGUGUUAUCAAACAAAAUUCAGCUGUAAAUUUGUGUGUGUGUGUGUGGUCAAUAGGAAGGAGAGAACAAUGAUAAGUUCUUUACACACCCUCGGAACCCCAAGGCGCUGGCAGCUUACCUGUUUGCUCACAACCACCUGUUCUACAUGAUGGAGCUGCUAACAGGAGUCCUACUGAUGGUCCUGUCACUCUGUGAGGCUCCUGCUGUACCAUCACUACGCCUGGAUGUUUACGUACGUACACACAUACUACCACUGACACACACUGACACAGGUCUACAUCACUCUGGAGCUGCUGGGUUAGAGGUUAAAGGUUGUGUUCUGUCUCUGUAGGUCCACGCCACUCUGGAGUUACUGGCUCUGGUUAUGGUGGCGUUUGAACUCUGUAUGAAGCUGCGCUGGCUCGGCUUCCACACAUUCAUCAGACACAAGAGGACCAUGGUGAAGGUAAAUACCUACCUGCAUAGAAGUGAAACUCCAGUCCCAAAAAUUGGAGCAUCCCAAACGUAUCAUAUAGAUUGCAAAUAAGAAUGGUCCCAGAACAGUGUCCUGAGGGACCCCGUGCCCUUUUUUUACUCACGAGUGACAAACUCUUGCCUAUCAGUUGGUUUUAAAAACAGUUAUAGUUUCACCAUUUCAUAUGUCUGACACCUGGUCUGUCCUGUGUGUAGACUUGUGUGUUGCUGCUCCAGUUUGUGGAGGCCAUAGUGGUUCUGAUCCGGCAGACGUCGCACCUGCGUGUGACCAGAGCUCUCAGACCCAUAUUCCUGGUGGACUGCAGAUACUGUGGUGCCGUGCGCAGGUAUACACACAUUUUUUGAACUAAGUCACUGAGAAAUGUUGUUUGCAAAGCAUGAAUAACUGUUGUGUGUUGUCAUCCUCUUGUCCAAUCAGAAACCUGCGUCAAAUCUUCCAGUCCCUUCCCCCUUUUAUAGACAUCCUGCUGCUGCUGCUCUUCUUCAUGGUCAUCUUUGCCAUCCUGGGUGAGACACACACACACACACACCAUUUUGGCUGUUCGUCAAGGUUGAUAACGACAUUGAUCCUAGAUGAUAAUCCUUGAUGAGUCUCCAAAAACAGUGGACAAUUGAACAGUGGAAAUUAUGAUUAUAUAGACAACCUCAAAAUGAAUAAAAUCCCUUAUGUUCUAUUGUGCCUGUCUGAGUAUGGAUCUGUUCUCUCUCUCUACAGGCUUCUGUCUGUUCUCCCCUAAUACUUCUGAUCCGGUGAGUGAGAAUGACAUUUGCAGUAUGUUGUGCCUCUGUAGAAGCCUGCUAGUCUUGUGCUAACUGGAGUGGUCUAUCUUAUACUGGUCUCAUACCGUUUUGUCUGGUGUUCUCUCUCCUCAGUACUUCAACACUCUGGAGAACAGCAUCGUUAGUCUUUUUGUGCUUGUGACCACCGCAAAGUAAGACUUGCUCCGAUACCACACACACACCAGCUCCUGUCUAAUAGUCUGAUGUUUCAUACUCUGUGACUGUUUUGAUUGUAAUACUCUCUAAAGACAGCAUUGUGCCUGAUGAGAUUGAAUUACUCUCUAAAGACAGUAUAUUGCCUGAUGCAGUGUUUCUGCUGCAUUCAUUUAGCUGUGGCAAAAAAAUUAUAAUAAUAAAAAAAAAAGUGCAAACUUCUUGCAAUUCUACACAUUCCGCCAUGGGGCAUAGAGAAAAAUUGCUAAUUUCCUAGAAUUCUACACAUUUUGUCAUGGGGCAGAGACAUUUUUUCAGUUUUAUAGCUAAUCUCAUGCUAUUCUACACAUUUUACCAUGAGGCUGAGAGAACAUUUUGCAGUUUAAAAGCUAAUUUCCUAUCAUUCUAAACAUUUUGCCAUGGCUUAUGACAUGUUCAUAUGCUAUCUGGGGGGGCCCUGAGCUUUCGGGGGCCCCCAACCAAAAAUAAAUUCACCGGAAAGACUGCAGCUCCAGCUGUCAGAAAAGGGAGAGCGUCUGCAAUUGGGUAGGGCAGGUAGCGCACUGUCUAAUUACAUUUUUUAUUCAUUUUGGAGUACAAUGUCCCCCCUCCCCCCCACUGCUAUUAACACUGGCCUGAUGAGAUUGUAUUACCAAAAACAAUACACUAUGAAGAUAUGCAGAAACUGCUUCUCCAAUAGAAAUCCCCAAUCACACUUGUAGGCAAUGUCAUGGUGACAUUAGCUAGCAUAGCUCAUGCGCAGAAACAAGUCAUUGGGUCUAACAGUCGUGUCACGCCAAACUGCGCAUUUGCAGGCCGUUAAAUGAAAGGCAAGCCUUCGAUAUAAAGUUGUUUUUGACAAAAAUUAAAACGUGUCAGUUUGUCACUUUCACGAGGUUGUAGUAAUGACAGGUUCAGCUACUUAAAACAUUGUCUCAAAUCUGUUUUGCCUUUAGAAUGAGAAAAAAUUAACAAGUAAGGACACAUUUUUCACUUCUCCCAUUGACUUGCCAAACCCUGGUCUGGUCUGUCGAGCCUACUUCGCGCCGUGUUCACGGAGGUAUCGCAAUGUUGCGCCUCUGGGUUUGAAAACUCUGGUAUUACUCUCUCAAGACAGAAUGGUGCCUGAUGAGAUUGUAUUAAUCUCUAAGCAUUGUGCCAGUUGGGAUUGUAUUGCUCUCUAAAGACAGUAUAGAACCUAAUGAGACUUCUGGUGUGUCCUGUUUCCUCUAGCUUCCCAGAUGUGAUGAUGCCUGCGUACUCUCGCAACCGCUGGUCCUGUGUCUUCUUCAUCGUCUACCUCUCCAUAGAACUCUACUUCAUCAUGAACCUGGUACACACACAAACACAAUCUGUUGUUUCCUCCCUGUGCACCCUAUGGCCAUGGUGUAAUACUGUGUGUGUUGCAGCUCCUGGCGGUGGUGUUCGAUACGUUUAACGGUGUUGAGAAGAUGAAGUUUAAAUCUCUGCUGCUCCACAAACGCUCCGCUAUCGACCAUGCCUUCCAACUUCUGGUCAGCAGACAGGUACACACACACACGUUUAGCACCCAUCUAAAAUGUCUGUAAGCUGUUGUAACUUAUGUAUAACUGCUGAAUUUCGUGUGUUUGUGUGUUGUCUCCCCAGAGGCCAAUGGGUGUGUCUCUGAAGCAGUUCGAUGGUCUGAUGCGUUUCUACAGACCUCGUAUGUCAUCCAGAGACCGCUUCCUCACAUACAAGGCCCUCAACACUGCAGGAGCACCCAUGCUCAGGUAACACACACACAUACACUCAUACAGACAUCACAAGCAAACACACACACACACUAUAAGUGUUGUUGAUUUAAAGUCUUUGUGAUGUUCUGUUGCAGCCUGGAGGACUUUUAUAAGUUCUAUGAAGUCAUCGGUCUCAAAUGGAAGGUAAGACUAACACACACACACAAUACACAAUGCGCACACACACACACACACACAAUUCUCAUAUUUCUCUGUGUGGAUACCUGUACCUAUAUACACACCUCUCUGUGGUGUGUGUGUGUGUGUGUGUGUGUGUGAUUGUACUCUGUAGGCACGGCGGAGCGGGGAACACUGGUUUGAUGAUCUUCCACACACUACUUUUCUUAUCUUCAAAGGUGAUUCCUACUUUUUCCCUUCCAUCUUCCAUCCAUCCAUCCAUCCACUGCUGUGUUCCUCUCCUCUCAUGUGAGGUGACUCAGACUGACUGACAUCCUUCUGUUUCUGUUUCUACCAGGCAUCAACCUGCUGGUCAAGUCUAAAGCCUUCCAGUAUACCAUGUGUAAGUGGACAUCCAUUACUAUUAUCUGUGUUGUCAUCCUAGGACAAAACUUACUCUAGGACAUGAUUAACUGUAGGACAGCCUGACUCUCCUCUCUCUCCCCUCUAGAUGUGGUGGUGGCCGUUAACGGAGUGUGGAUCUUAGUAGAGACCUACAUGUUGAAUAGUAAGAGUCUUAGUAGAGACAGUACCAUUCAAAAGUUUGGACACACCUACUCAUUCAAGGGUUUUUCUUUAUUUUUACUAUUUUCUACAUCGUAGAAUAAUAGUGAAGACAUCAAAACUAUGAAAUAACACAUAUGGAAUCAUGUAGUAACCAAAAAAGUGUUAACAAAUCAAAAUAUAUUUUAUAUUUGAGAUUCUUAAAAUAGCCACCCUUUGCCUUGAUGACAGCUUUGCACACUCUUGGCAUUCUCACAACCAGCUUCACCUGGAAUGCUUUUCCAACAGUCUUGAAGGAGUUCCCACAUAUGCUGAGCACUUGUUGGCUGCUUUUCCUUCACUCUGCCGUCCGACUCAUGCCAAACCAUCUCAAUUGGGUUGAGUUCGGGGGAUUGUGGAUGCAGCACUCCAUUACUCUCCUUCUUGGUAAAAUAGCCCUUACACAGCCUGGAGGUGUGUUAGGUCAUUGUCCUGUUGAAAAACAAAUGAUAGUCCCACUAAGCCCAAACCAGAUGGUUUGGCAUAUCGCUGCAGAAUGCUGUGGUAGCCAUGCUGGUUAAGUGUGCCUUGAAUUUGAAAUAUAUCACAGACAGUGUCACCAGCAAAGCACCCCCACACCAUAACACCACCUCCUCCAUGCUUUACGGUGGGAAAUACACAUGCAUAGAUCAUCCGUUCACCCAGACCGCGUCUCACAAAGCCACAGCGGUUGGAACCAAAAAUCUCCAAUUUGGACUCCAGACCAAAGGACAAAUUUCCACCGGUCUAAUGUCCAUUGCUCUUGUUUCUUCACCCAAGCAGGUCUCUUCUUCUUAUUGGUGUCCUUUAGUAGUGGUUUCUUUGCAGCAAUUCGACCAUGAAGGCCUGAUUCACACAGUCCCCUCUGAACAGUUGAUGUUGAGAUGUGUCUGUGACUUGAACUCUGUGAAGCAUUUAUUUGGGCUGCAAUUUCUGAGGCUGGUAACUCUAAUGAACUUAUCCUCUGCAGCAGAAGUAACUAUGGGUCUUCCAUUCCUGUGGCGGUCCUCAUGAGAGCCAGUUUCAUCAUAGUGCUUGAUGGUUUUUGCGACUGCACUUGAAGAAACGUUCAAAGUUCUUGAAAUUUUCCAUAUUGACUGACCUUCAUGUCUUAAAGUAAUUAUGGAAUGUUGUUUCUCUUUGCUUAUUUGAGCUUUUCUUGCCAUAAUAUGGACUUGGUCUUUUACCAAAUAAGGCUAUCUUCUGUAUACCCCCCCUACCUUGUCACAACACAACUGAUUGGCUCAAAUGCAUUAAGAAGGAAAUAAAUUCCACAAAUUAACUUUUAAGAAGGCACACCUGUUAAUUGAAAUGCAUUCCAGGUGACUACCUCAUGAAGCUGGUUGAGAGAAUGCCAAGAGUGUGCAAAGCUGUCAUCAAGGCAAAGAGUAGCUAUUUGAAGAAUCUCAAAUAUACUUUUUUUGGUUACAUGAUUCCAUAUGUGUUAUUUCAUAGUUCUGAUGUCUUCACUGUUAUACUACAAUGUAGAAAAUAGUAAAAAUAAAGACAAACCCUUGAAUGAGUAGGUGUGUCCAAACUUUUCACAGGUAGUGAACAUGUUGAAUAGUUUCCACAUUUUGUUAAGUUACAGCCUUAUUCUAAAAUGGAUCAGUCUACACACAAUACCCCAUAAUGACAAAGACCCUUUACUCAGUACUUUGUUGAUUACAGCCUUGAGUCUUCUUGGGUAUGACGCUAUAAACUUGGCACACCUGUAUUUGGGGAGUUUCUCCCAUUCUUCUCUGCAGAUCCUCUCAAGCUCUGUCUGGUUGAAUGGGGAGCGUUGCUGCACAGCUAUUUUCAAGUCUCUCCAGAGAUGUUCGAUCGGGUUCAAGUCCGGGCUCUGGCUGGCCCGCUCAAGGAUAUUCAGAGACUUGUCCCAAAGCCACUCCUGCGUUGUCUUGGCUGUGUGCUUAGGGUCGAUGUCCUGUUGGAAGGUGAACCUUCGCCCCAGUCUGAGGUCCUGAGAGCUCUGGAGCAGGUUUUCAUCAAGGAUCUCUCUGUACUUUGCUCCGUUCAUCUUUGCCUCGAUCCUGACUAGUCUCCCAGUCCCUGCCGCUGAAAAACAUCCCCAUAGCAUGAUGCUGCCACCACCAUGCUUCACCGUAGGGAUGGUGCCAGGUUUCCUCCAGACAUGACGCUUGGCAUUCAGGCCAAAGAGUUCAAUCUUGGUUUCAUCAGACCAAAGAAUCUUGUUUAUCAUGGUCUGAGAGUCUUUAGGUGCCUUUUGGCAAACUCCAAGCGGGCUGUCAUGUGCCUUUUACUGAGGAGUGGCUUCCGUCUGGCAACUCUACCAUAAAGGCCUGAUUGGUUGAGUGCUGCAGAGAUUGUUGUCCUUCUGGAAGGUUCUCCCAUCUCCACAGAGGAACUCUAGAGCUCUGUCAGAGUGACCAUCGGGUUCUUGGUCACCUCCCUGACCAAGGCCCUUCACCUCCGAUUGCUCAGUUUGGCCAGGCGGCCAGCUCUAGGAAGAGUCUUGGUGGUUCCAAACUUCAUUCAUUUAAGAAUGAUGGAGGCCACUGUGUUCUUGGCGACCUGCAAUGCUGCAGAAAUGUUUUGGUACCCUUCCCCAGAUCUGUGCCUCGACACAAUCCUGUCUCGGAGCUCUACGGACAAUUCCUUCGACCUCAUGGCUUGGUUUUUGCUCUGACAUGCACUGUCAACUGUGGGACCUUAUAUAGACAGGUGUGUGCCUUUCCAAAUCAUGUCUAAUCAGUAGAAUUUACCACAGGUGGACUCCAGUCAAGUUGUAGAAACAUCUCAAGGAUUAUCAAUGGAAACAGGAUGCACCUGAGCUCAAUUUCGAGUCUCAUAGCAAAGGGUCUGAAUACUUAUGUAAAUAAGGUAUUUCUGUUUUUAGGGUUUAAUACAUUUGCAAACAUUUCUAAAAACCUUGGUUCGCUUUGUCAUCAUGGGGUAUUGUGUGUAGAUUGCUGAUUUGUAUUUAUUUAAUCCAUUUUAGAAUAAGUCAGUAACGUAACAAAAUGUGGAAAAAGUCAAGGGGUCUGAAUACUUUCCGAAGGCACUGUACAUGUUGAGUAGUAAAUGUCUUAAUAGAGACCUACAUGUUGAAUAGUAACUAAAUCUAUUCCCAAACUAUAAAGUACUUUUAAUGCAGAUUCUCUAUUUAGCAUGCUUUUUAGUUCAGGACUAGGCUUAAUCUGUAAGGUUGUUUCUGAUCUCUGUCCUGGCCCCUCACCCUGCAGGUGGAUUUUCCUGGUCCAGAAUAGUUCCCUGGAGCUACAUCGUCUUCCUCACCAGUAAGAACACACACAAACACACACACACACACACAGAGCCACAUCCUCUUCGUCCCUUGUGAGAACACACACAUUUGUACUCCCCCCUCUCUCUUUCUCAAUCUCUAGUCUAUGGGGUGGAGGUGUUGUUGAAGGUAACAGGCUUGGGGCCGUUGGCCUACUUCAGCUCCGGCUGGAACCUGUGAGUACUGACCAUUAAACCCUAACACCUUACCCUCAACCAUUAGCAUGUCCACUGUGUUUAUCCAGUAGCCAUCAAUGUCUGUGUUUGCCUCACCAGGUUUGACUUCACUGUGACAGUGUUUGCCUUUCUGGGCUUGAUUGCUCUGGCCUUUGACAUGGAGCCCUUCUACUUCAUUGUGGUGCUGAGACCGCUGCAGCUACUCAGGUGGGUUACCAUAACAAUACACAUCUAUGUUUUUGGGGGGCAAUUAGUUUGUGUGGGUAUUUUGUUAGGUACAUGCAUAUGUGUGUUAUGUAGAUUUAUAAAUAUUGUUUUGAUCACCAUGUAAGUGUGUGCGCUCCGUUUGUAAGUGUGUGUGUUUUCUCUCUCAGGUUGUUUAAGAUAAAGCAGAGGUAUCGCAAUGUGUUGGACACUAUGUUUGAACUCUUCCCAAGGAUGGCAAGGUAAGGCCUUUGCUUCCUGACCUCUGAACCAUAACCCACUAUAUUUACAUACAAUGCAUGAAUUAACCCUUUAAUAAGAACCUUAAUGUGUGUGUUCUCAGUCUGGGGCUGACACUGAUCAUUUUCUACUACUCCUUUGCCAUCGUGGGGAUGGAGUUCUUCGCUGACGUAGUUUACCCUAACUGCUGCAAGUGAGUCAUACAUACACUCAUCAUACACACAGUUCACUCACACACUCCACACACUAACCUGUAAAUCCACCCUGACACGUUGUUCGAAGCAGAGCCUACCACAGACUACGAAUUCUAGAAAGGAUAUUGGCGCUCCAGUAAUAUGACUACAAGACGGCUAUCUUGGUCAGGGUGGUUCACAUGGGUUUCAGUUAUUUGUUAUUUAUCUCUCUACUCUCUCUCUCUCUCUCUCUCUCUCUCUCUCUCUCUCUCUCUCUCUCUCUCUCUCUCUGUCUCUCUCUGUCUCUCUCUCUCUCUCUCUCUCUCUCUCUCUCGCUCUCGCUCUCACAGUACCAGUACAGUAGCAGAUUCAUACAGGCAGAUCAAUGUAACCAUAGGCAACAGGACGGUUCUGGACGAGGGCUACUACUAUCUCAACAACUUCAACAACAUCCUCAGCAGCUUUGGUAAACACACACAGAAGUCAAUACUAGGCAGUUCCCUGUUGUUAUAUAUACUGAACAAAAAUAUAAACACAACAUGCAACAAUUUCAAAGAUUUUACUGAGUUACAGUUCAUAUAAGGAAACCCGUCAAUUGAAAUAAAUUAAUUAUUGGCAGCCAGGCCCAGCCAAUCAGAAAGAGCUUUUCCCCACAAAAGGGCUUUAUUACAGAGAAAUACUCCCCAGAACCCCCCCCCCCAGACGAUCCCACAGGUGAAGAAGCCGGGCUGGCGUGGUUACAUGUGGUCUGCGGUUGUGAGGCCGGUUGGACGUACUACCAAUUUCUCUGGCAACAGCUCUGGUGGACAUUUCUGCAGUCAGCAUGCCAAUUGCACGCUCCCUCAAAACUUGAGACAUCUGUGGCAUUGUGUUGUGUGACAAAACUGCACAUUUUAAAGUGGCCUUUUGUCCCCAGCACAAGGUGCACCUGUGUAAUGAUCAUGCUGUUUAAUCAGCUUCUUGAUAUGCCAUACCUGUCAGGUGGAUGGAUUAUCUUGGCAAAGGAGAAAUGCUCAAUAACAGGGAUGUAAACAAAUUUGUGCACAAAAUCUGAGCUAAAUAAGCUUUUUAUGCAUAUGGUAAAUGUCUGGGACUUUUUAUUUCAGCUCAUGAAACACUUUACUUCAUGUUGCGUUUUAUAUUUUUAUUUAGUGUAAUAAAGUGCUAGGGAUUGAUUUGGAAUUCAGCAUCUCUCCCUCUCCUUCUCUCUCUGCAGUGACUCUGUUUGAGCUGACUGUGGUAAACAACUGGUACAUCACCAUGGUAAUGCUCUGUUCGCCCUCUCACUGAAUGCUGCCGGUCACCUAUCUGAUUAAACCUCUGCUGCUACCUGACUGUCAAGCUUUUCCAGCGUUGUGAUUGAUUGCUGAGGUUGAUUGACAGCUGCUGUCCCCUACCCCACAGGAAGGUGUGACCUCCAUGACCACUCACUGGAGCCGCCUCUACUUCAUGACCUUCUACAUCGUCACCAUGGUAAGAAGGGUGUGUCUGUGUGUGCACAUAUGCUUGUUUGUGUGUGUGCGCAUGUGUGUGUAAUCAUUUCUGUCUGUCCUCUAUAGGUGGUGAUGACCAUCAUCGUUGCCUUCAUCCUGGAUGCGUUUGUGUUCCGUAUGAACUACAGCCGGAAGAACAAAGAACCACUGUUAGACCCUGAGGGUAAGUGUGCGAGUGAACAGUCAUAGUAAGAUGAGAACGGUAUAGUGCUUGAAAUGUGUGUGUAAAGAUGGUGUGUUUGUGUGUUGUAGAUGAGAACGGUAUAGUGUUUGAGGCAGAGGCGAGUCGUGACGAGGCGUUGGCUACUCUGGAGCUUUAUAAGCAGACGUGCCCUGGACUCUCCUCACUUAACUCUCUACAGGGAGUACUGCUGGCCAUGGACCGCAGCGGGGUGAGAACACAGAGCUACACUCUCACAAAUACACGCACACAAACCCCGUCCUACACUCUUACAAAUAUAGACUGACGUGUGUGUGUGUAGAGCUCGUCUCUGGUGUAUCUGGGUCGGAGGUCGCGGACCAAGAGUGACCUCAGCAUGAAGAUGUACGAGGAGGAGAUCCAGGUUAGUCACACUGCCAUGACAACCAGAACCCUGCUGACUGCUCCAUAUUAGAUGUCUCUUUAAAAGACACUUUAGCUUACUUGAUCUAGCUUGCCUCACUGUCUAACCAAUUGGAUUAUACAAAUUAGUAUAUUUUUGACGUCAGCUGUGACAAAAAAAUUGAAAAUAGGAUGAUUAAUGUGUUAUUUGUGUGUGUGUGUAGGAGUGGUAUGCUGAGUACUCCAGAGUGAAUGUACCCCAGUCAGACAGAAGCCUAGUGGAUAGAGAGCUGGACAUCCCUCCUCCCUGCCCUGACCCUGAACAUGAAUCCUAACCCCAGCUCAACUCACAAGGACUAUUUAGCACCAACUAACCCUCACUCACUGUUUCUCUCCUUCAAACACACACUCCCAUACGCACUCACACACCUCUUUGACUUCAGUCAUCAUGCCAAAGAGCACUCUGUGAACUAAAUGUUUUCCACAAUGACAAUAGAGACCCCCUCAACACUCCAUCUCUCCCUCCCUCUCCACCCAUCCUGAGGGAUUGUACUCUGGCACCCUGGUGGACAGUAGGGACGUGGACAGAUGUGAUGUCACUGGACUACAGCCUGGAUCCCAGCAGUGAUUUGUGAUAUGAAUCAUGUUCUCUCUCUGACUGGAUCUCAGUGUUCAGACAGGUUUAAGAGCUUUAUCUAACCCCAACCCUUACAGGACCUUAGUCUGCUGAUGCAUGGAUAGGAGAAGCAGAGCAUCGAUGGAUGGGUUAGAGGUCAGGGUUUUUAAGGGUCAGGGUUAGGCCUUCUAGCUGUGAGACAGAGAGCUGAUAUUCAGGACCGCCACCUGAGGACGACGAGACACUAGGAUGGACUUGGGAUUUCACAGUACUCUUUUUUACUGCUCGGAGAGGACACAUCUGGACACGGAAAUGACACACACCUGUAGAUUAACCAUAGAGAUAAAUAGAGGACUCUAGUGCCCAAAAGCCUGUUUUAGCCUGGGCAGCACCAUUGAGG